AUUAUAAACAGCCCAGAAAUGUUCCGAGAGAGAUGAUCUGUAGAGGUGUGAGGGCUGGGGUCAAAGUCUUGAAUCGUUGUUACUGCACCAAAAAUACUCCAGCGAUGAGGUUGUUACAAUUUAUGCGUGGUGACAAAUCCUCCGUUGGGGUGGAGACCGCUCCUGGUGGCGACAUUGUCGACCUGUCACAGGUAAAACCACCCUUGCCUACCGACAUGAGAAGCUUUAUUGAAGGCGGACAAGCGAGCAUUCAGGCAGCCAAAAGUGCUGUAGACAGUGGUCAGUACAAAGUGCCAAGGUCAGAGGUCAAGGUCAUUGCCCCGAUCUACAACCCCGACAAAGUGUUAUGUAUCGGGAUGAAUUAUAAAGAUCAUUGUGAGGAGCAGGGUGCACCAGUACCUGAGGUGCCAGUCAUCUUCAACAAAUUCCCGAGUUGUAUCAUCGGUCCAACAGACGACUUACACUUCCCUGAGGAGACACAGAAACUAGAUUGGGAGGUUGAACUGACCAUUGUCAUCGGAAAGGAGGCAAAGAGAGUUCCUGAGUCUGAAGGCAUGGACUACAUAUAUGGAUAUACAGUGGCUCACGAUGUCAGCGCUCGGGACUGGCAGCUAGAGGCAGGAUGCAAUGGUGGUCAGUGGGUUAUCGGGAAGGCAAUGGAUGACUUUUGUCCCCUCGGACCAGUCAUUGUGACAAAAGAGGCCAUCAAAGAUCCUCACAACCUGGCCCUGAGAUGUUUGGUCAAUGGUGUGGUCAAACAGGAUAGUAAUACAAACCAGCUUGUCCAUAGAUCUGCUGCAAUGGUGUCCUUUAUUUCAAGGUUCAUGACCUUAAAACCAGGAGACCUCAUCCUGACUGGGACGCCCCCUGGUGUUGGAGUAUUUAGAAAGCCACCAGAAUUUCUUAAGAGAGGUGAUGUUGUAGAAUGUGAAAUUGAGGGAAUUGGAAGUGUCAUCAACAAGGUUGUUUAGCUGAUGUAGGAACUGUAUAGCCAACAUCAUCAACUCUUCCCCAGCAUGAUGGCUCCAUCAGGAAAUCCUUCAUACUUGUUAUUAUUUUGAUGUGAUACUCUGAUUAUUUUAUGUAGUAUGGUGAUUAUUCCAGUAUAUUUUGAUAACUUCUUGAUGUCAGCUUUUAUUUCAUACAUACAUGUACAAUAUACGAUUAUCACUGUAUGGUAAAUUAAAGCUGUUAUUUAUGUAUGUAAGGGUUAAAUUGUCUUUCUGGUGGUUUUAUCAAAAGAUAAAGCUUUGCAGUCCAUUCCCUUGUAAGACACUUGCGUUGGUUAUUAAUGAACUGUACAUGGUACAUUGUAUAUUAGCAUAUAAUCUGAAUUAAUAGGCUGAACUCUUAACGGAUUUCUUUUUCUGAUAUCUGCAGUCCAAAAAAUUGUAUAGCUUGAAAGCCACAUGAAAGCAUACUGAACUCUUUAAUAUUUUCAACAUGAAGUACUGUAGCUUGUAGCUAGCAUCUUAACAUUGGUGGUUUCCUGAUGGCUUUCAUAUAUUUAAAGUAUUAAAAGCAUUUUAAAUUUUGAUGGUCAUUUCGUUACAAGUGGCUGUGAGUACUUUCCUGUUUAGAACAAUAUAAAUCAAAUAUUUAGGAAAUGAUUUGUUAAUUAUACAACACAACAAUGGAGGGGGUUUCUAAAUUUAUCAAACUUACAUCAUGGUUGAGAAAGAGUUGAUGUCAUUUAAUCCACUGUCAGACUGAUAAUGCAUUUACAAUGUUGAAUGAUAGAGAUAUUAUUACAUAUCCAAGAUGCAAUAUUUUUACAUAAUAUCCAAGAUUUAAAUUUAUUUUAUUUUAAUCAUAAACUAAUCAUUAAUGAUCCAUAAAAUCACUGGUUAUGAUAUUCUAUAUAUGUUUAUUGUUAUAAAAUUAGUUAUGUACAUGUAUGUGAAUGUCUGUAUAUUUGCAGUACAUAUUUUUGUGUGGAUGUAAAUUUAAAGUAAAGGAUGAAGAAUUUGAAUCAUGUUAUGAGUUUACAUAGAUAUAGAUUGUAAUUUCCGUAUGUUUGAGGUAUGGGUGUAAAGUAGAGAAUGGAAAUUUGAAACUUUUUAUGAGUUUACAUGCAUAGAUUGUAAUUUCUGAAGAGACUUACUGAUGUAAGCAGAUACUUGUAUAUCAGAUAUACACGUCUCUGAUGUAAGUAACUUGCUCUUGUUUUGAAUCCUGUAUUUUAAUUGAUGCAUUGAAUGACCACUGCCAUAAUUUGAUGUCAAUUAGAUCAAGCUUCAACCAGAAUUGAAAUUUUCAGUUUAUGAAUAAAUGAAUUGUUAAUA
Messenger RNA from Pecten maximus, 2285 nucleotides. Its product is annotated as fumarylacetoacetate hydrolase domain-containing protein 2-like. Gene Ontology annotation, molecular function: hydro-lyase activity. The record is from RefSeq and is a predicted model, not a curated record. Lineage: Eukaryota; Metazoa; Mollusca; Bivalvia; Pectinida; Pectinidae.